Molecule: messenger RNA, 849 nt
Organism: Rhagoletis pomonella (apple maggot)
Lineage: Eukaryota; Metazoa; Arthropoda; Insecta; Diptera; Tephritidae
Product: antigen 5 like allergen Cul n 1-like
Exons: 3
Coding region: 1-822 (273 amino acids)
Source: RefSeq, a predicted model, not a curated record
AUGUCGCUUUCAAGCUACCGUGAUUUGUUGUUACUUUUUCUGGCACUGCGCUUAGCUGAUACCAACGCUUACUAUUAUUGUGGUGAGGCGAUACAAAAGGAGCUUUGUGGAAGAAAUCCGCAACAUAUUAUUUGUCAUCCCGAAACUGUGCCCAUUGACGGCACACUUUUAGCUCUUGCACCUUUAACGAACAAAAUAAAACGACUAUUUGUAGAUAGCCACAAUGAGCUCCGCAACAAAUUGGCUGGCGGUGAGCAGGUAUUCAAAGGCGGCGGUAAAUUCCCUAUCGCCAGCCGUAUGCGAGAAGUGCUGUGGGAUGAUGAAUUGGCAUACAUAGCUGGGCAGCAUGCUUCACGUUGCCACAUGAUGCACGAUAAAUGUCGCUCCACGAAACGGUUUCCAGGCGCUGGACAAAAUUUGUACAUAAUAGCUGGCCGAAAAAAAUUCAGUAAUAUGUCUCAAGAGGCACUAAGUUCUGUGGAGGCUUGGUGGAGCGAAGCUGAAUUGGUGGACGAUGGAAAUUUAAUGGUGGAAAAGUUCCCAGAAGGCGCUGCAAACUGGCAUGACAUUGGUCAUUUCUCGGCAAUGGCAAAUGAACGUGCCGCCUUCGUGGGCUGUGGUAUAGCAUUAUGUGAAAAAUGCUCUGGUGACAAUUAUUGUGUGGAAAUUAGCUGUGAUUACUCUGAAACCAAUAUAGCAGGCACCUUUAUGUACAAGAAAGGAGAUUCGCCAGCAUCGGAGUGCGAUUUCUAUGAAAGUACACCGAGUGCCAAAUAUCCAAAUCUUUGUAUAAAUACUGGGAAAUUUUUCAAUGGUGUUUAGUAAAAUUAAAUACUGGCGGUUUACCAA